GAGAGAGAGAGCAGUCAUGGAAAUCCUUCAUUACCCCCACCCGCUCCAUUAACCCCCUCUCAUUCCGCCUUCUCACACUGAUAGUGAACUGAACCAGCAGAAGCACAUCACACAGGGCCCGUGAUUACGGCCUCAGGUCUAGGGAUGGCAAGAGAAGGCUGAGCGAGAUCAGAGAGGUGUGUAUUCAGACAAAAACCGGCAAAAUGGUGGCAGAAGAAGUUGUGGUCACCCUCUCAGGUGGAGCUCCUUGGGGGUUUCGACUUCAAGGAGGAACCGAGCAGAAGCAACCUCUCCAAGUGUCGAAGGUGAGGAAGCGCAGCAAGGCCUGCCGGGCAGGUCUACGUGAAGCCGAUGAAUUGGUGUCGAUUAACGAUGUGUUUUGUGGUGAGCUGUCUCACGCUGAGGCCAUGAAUCUGAUCGAUAGUGGCCGGGGAUCCCUUCAUUUACGGAUUAAAAGGGCCCCUGUGGGUUUUCCCUCAGUAGUCCUACUGGAUCGAGCCCCUUCUCCUCGCAUCGAUAAAGAAUACCGCGCAGCACUGCGAGCUUUCUCUCCUCCAGUGUCCUCGAAAGUGUCAUCUGUCCAUAGAGGAUCAUUAAUGUCACCCACCAAUGGCCCAGAACGGCUGAGAUCCCCUCCUGAUAGUGAAGCGUAUUAUGGUGAGACAGACAGUGAUGCAGAUGUUGCAACUCAGGAAAGACAUCGCAAGCAGAAACGCCGCAGUCCCAAUAGCUCCCCAGCCAAAGUCUUUGGGUGGAGCUCUCCCCUUCAUGAUGACACCUCUGAGAUGAGUGGCAAUGAGAGUACAUGUGAUAUGUCUGCAUACUCCCAGAUUGAAUGCUGGACCAUCCCUAAUGGCAUACAUGAGGGGAUUGGGCUUCCACUGCAGAAGAAUUUACCUGGAGUGGCACGAAGAGAGGUGGUGUACCAGCCAAAUGGGGAUGAGUGGUCUCUUCAGGCAGAGCGCUCUUCAGAGAACUCUGAUCAAAGCCCACCAGGUGCUAUAGAAGUGGAUAGCGGAUUCCAGGAACCCCCUAUGAUUCCACUUGUGUCCCCAGUGCGGGCUAAAGAGGCACUCAUGCGCACAUCCUGCACACAACUGGUGCCAAUGGUGGGUCCAGUAGAUAACCCCGUAGAUGAAGAGCUUACAAUGACGUAUAUGGAUAAAGCCAAGGAAGCUAAACUGCACAGAAGUGAGAGUGUACAGGACAAGCAGGUGAAGGAGGCUAGAUCUAAGUGUCGCACCAUUGCCUCUUUACUGACAGAUGCUUGCAACCCUCACUCUAAAGGUGUGCUUAUGUUCAAAAAGCGUCGGCAGAGAGCCAAAAAAUAUACACUCACUUGCUUCGGCAGUGUUGACGCUGAUAGUUGCAACAGCACAGACUGUGAGACGGAGGACGAGAGCUUUUUCCUUGGCAGUGAAUCAGAGAUUGAUGAGGACAGGCUUUCUUCAACACCAGACCCUACAUGGGACAGUGGCUACCUGGAUGUUUUAGAGAAGAGGACAUCGGCAUGUGUGUUAUCUGAUGGAGAGGCAGAAGGUAGCCUGGGCUUGAGCGGCACUUCAGGCAAAGGGGCACAGCUCUUUGAGCAGCAGAGGAAGAAAGCAGAGAAACAUAUACCAACACCAGUUACUGUUACACCCACUCCCAUGCCCCAGCAACAGCCUGACACCAUGCUAACCCACACAUCUGUCAUGCCAAUGACCCCAACGUCCUCCCAUCAGGUCAGCAUGGUGAAUGGAGACCCUGUAGUAGUGAGCAGAACCAGCGUAGUGCUGUCUUCACCAGGCCAGGCUCCAGUACCCAAUAUGCCAGGAGCCUUUUCAGAGCAAUCUGAUUCUUGCUCUGGAAACUCAGUUCUUAACAGAACUGCAAGGCCUUUUGCCCCAGGCUGUGUAAGCCACAGAGCUGCAACAGCACCUGUCGUCUUCAAACCCAGUACCAUAAAAAAGACCCCACUUCAGGCCCAAGCAGUGUCAGUACCAGCUUCUUUCUCUAAUAUUGGCUCUGAUGGUAAAAGAGCAAUUGCCAGUACAUCUCUAUACAUCCCGCCUAGACCAUCCACUGUCAACGGCCCCAGUUCUAUCUUGUCUCCAGCCUCCUCUGUGGCUUCUGGUCCAUUUUCCCCUGCUUCUUCAAAUGCAACACCUUUCACACCACAGAGUUCAGGCACAUCUGCUAAUCACUAUCCUACAACUGCCCCUGCGCCAUCAUUUAACUUGGCCCCAGCUAUGAAUUCCCAGUCUUUUUCUUCACCACCAACACAAAAUAUGUCUUUUAUUCCAUCUACUGCUCAGCCUCCUCCACCACCCUCUGUGUCAUCACAAUCAUAUUUGUCCACUUAUACCCCUACUUCAUCCCUUUCUCAUGUCCCAGCUCCUGCCCCUGUUCAAGUACCUACACCAGUGACUCAAAGCCAGAAUUUGAACCCACCACCAUCACCACACAAAGUUUCUUUCAACCCAUAUAUUUCAGUUGCAACCACAACAUCUGAAACAUCAGAUUCUCCCAUAGUGCACCAAUAUCCCCUUUCAAAUCCGAGCACAGGGAUUACUUCUCGAGAGCAGCGGAUAUCUGUACCAGCUGCCCGAACCGGCAUCCUGCAGGAAGCCCGUCGCCGUGGAACUAAGAAGCCCAUGUUCAGUAAGAUUGAAGAGAAAAAACCAAUGUCCUACAACCCUGAGCUGCUCUCUCUUGUGCAGAACUUGGAUGAUAGGUCCCGUCCUGGAGCAGAGCCUGGAUUUGAGUCAGGUCCAGAAGAAGAUUACCUCAACCUGGGUGCUGAGGCUUGCAACUUCAUGCAGGCUCAAAGGAACAAAAUUCCUCCAUUGGUAGCACCUAAGCCAGCAAAUAGCACAAUUGAUAUCCCCCAGAUGGGAGGAAAAGGAGCAGAUCUGUUUGCUCGUCGUCAGAGUCGCAUGGAUCGCUAUGUGGUGGACAAACAACCCAAGUCUCCAGCCAAGCCACGAGAGCCUUCACCCACUCCAUCUCUUCCAGCUCACUGGAAAUAUUCCCCCAAUGUUCGUGCCCCUCCACCUAUAAGCUACAAUCCAUUGCUGUCCCCGUCCUGCCCCCCAGUGGCUCAACGUGGUAAUAAGGCCAAUGAAGCUGCAAGAAGUGGAACAAAAACAAACCCUGGUCAGCACAAACAAGGCAUCAAAGCCCUUGAUUUCUUGAGCAGACAGCCAUAUCAACUCAAUUCCUCCUUGUUCAGUUAUGGUGGUGGGGGACCCCAGACUAUCACCACCCAUCAACUACAGCAACAGCAGAAGCCAUCAAUGUCAAAUGGAUUUAGCACAACUCUAAUCCCACCAAAACAAGUGCCUGUCAAAGCGCCACGUGUAUAUGAGAUAAAACGCUUUUCCACUCCAACCCCAAUGUCAGCACCCACAUCUCUGAACCCCACUGUGAUUGUUCCACGCUCUGCUACCACUCUGGCAGAGCCCCUAUGGCGUUCUGACCUUGCUUCACCUCCUCCACUUACUCCACAAUCUGCUGCACCCUUCUCCCUACCACCUCCUGCUCCAACAGGAGCCCUGCCAGCUCUUCCCAAACUUACCACUGCCCCAGUAGCUAAUGCAAUGCCCAACCCAGGACCUGUUCCCAUGCAAGCCAAUGUACCUUUCCAGGCAGGGAAACAGUUUAAGAGUGCCCCAGAUCUGAGUCCCCUUUCUCCAAGUGGUAUGCGCUCGGCAGUGUCUGCAAGUAGCCAAAAUCUGCAAGUUCCUAGACCACGCUUUAGCACCUCUAGUAUGGGGCUGCAGCCCAAUGUGUGGAGACCAGGUUCCAGGCUCUAUUAGGCAAUAGACUGUCAUUUUAAAAAGUCGUGUACCCCUAACCACAUCAGCAAUCCUGCCUGAAGCGGGUGUAUUACACAGCUUUUUGUUUGUGAUUCAUUUACCGGAACAUUAGGAACAAUGUUUUUUUAGAACAUGAGUUAUUUGUCAAAUAUUUGUACAUCACUUUAAAUAGCUACUGCUUUGAUCUAGAAAUGCCCUGUAGUUUCACUUGUUAUUAUUGCUGUGAAUGUGUAAUGCAAAAAAAAGAAAGAUGAAAGAUGGUAAUACUGGGAUAUUUUAUCUAUGUCUAUUUUAUUAACUGGAUCUAUCAAGAAAAGGAACAACCACAGACAUUGUUUAAGCAGUCGAAAAAAGGCAGCAACGGUUAAAAAAUAUUAAAAAGAGGGAUGGAACUGUGAAAGAUGAAGAUGAAAGAUGAAUAUGUUCAGGCGAUCUUGGUGACUGUCGUUGACUGACCCAAGGACUCAAGGGUUUGUAUACGUGUCAAGUUUGACACUGGAUGUUAUAAAGAAUGUGGAUAUACAGUAUUUGAAGCAGUAACGGACAGCAAUACAUGAUUAUUGUGGCAAAAAAGAGAUAGGAACUAGGUUUUGAAGGAUUCUGUGUGGAAACAUGAUUGACAUCCUUACCAGGAGAGAUGGUACAAACCAAAGAUCUUCAUAUCUGGAUUCUUGAUGCAUGUGCACAUCUGCGUCUGUUGCUGAUUUAUCUUGCUGAUCGCUUGUUGCAGCCCUCUUCUACAAAAUGCAGUGCAUGUAAAUCCACCUGUUGGGAGUUUAGAUAGUUGCAUGACAGCUUGGGGAAAUAAACCUGUAUAAUAUUUAAACAACAAAACUGAAUGUUGCAUUUUUUUCACUUUUGCUGCUUUGGCUUUUAUUGUUACUGAUGCAUUUGCUUUUUUAUUCUGUUUGCUGUUGUUUUUGCAUUUAAAGCUUCUUGUUCAUGUGCAAGCAAGGUUUUUUUUUCAUUGUGUAAAAAAAAACAAAAUAACAACAAGAACAACAAAACAAUAUAUGUAGAUACACAUUUCUAUGUUCCUGGGUUGGUACCCUUAAGCGUGCAUCUUUUUCACCUUUAGUUCGUAUCUUUGACUUUAUUAAUAUUUUAAAUUAAAAAAUAGUUUAAAUCCAGGUACAAGCAGGGAUGAAAGUAGUUUUAGAUUCUUGCCAGUAGCCGAAAGGAGAUGAGAAUAAACCAUGGACGUUGUGGAUAGUCCUGUAAAUCUCCUAAGUUUCUCCUUAUGUCUCCACUCAUUCCCCUUUAGGGUUUUGGGUAGGCAGCUACAGUACUUUUCUCUUCAUCCUUUCUAAUACCACAAACCACCAAUGAAUCUUUUAGUGGUACGUAGUAUUGGACCCCACUGGCCUAUUUUUACAGAUGGGUAUAUUAGUAUUCCUUAAGGUCUAAGUUUGACCCCAAAUUAGCUUUAAAGUUAUGUUUUAAAAUGCUUUUACAUUACCAUAUAAUACAUGAAUACCCCAGUAGUAUACACUAUAUGGACACAAGUAUUUGGCCAAACCUGCAAUGACAUUGUAUCCAAAUACAUAUACUUCAAUAUGGAGUUGGUUCCCCUUUUGCAGCUAUGACAGCUUCCACUCUACUUGGAAUACAUGUUGGAUAUAAAAGGGCCUUACCCAAACUGUUGGCACAAAGUUAAAAGAAUAGCAUUGUCCAAGAUAUCUUGGUAUGCUAAAGCAUUUAAAUUGCCCUUUACUGGGGAUAAUUGGACUGAUUGAAAUGCCUGAAUUUAAUAAUUAACAGGUUUGGCCAAAUGCUUUUGUCCAUACAGUAUAUGUAGAUAGGUACAAUACAGCUUGGGCCUUUUUUAUAAGCACAAUAAGCACUAGUCAACAAAAAUCUAAUCAUGUGGUUGGUACCAUUUCUCCUCCUAGGUUUGGUUGUUGUUACUGGCUAUAUUUUGAAAGUAUCAGUAGUAGAAAUUCGACUUUUUAAUUUUUUUUUUUUUUCAGUUUGUAGCACACAGACAGUGGUGUGUUCAUGCUCAUAAUCAAAGAUAAAAUGUUUUAAGAUGAUACAUUGUUGGUUUUGUUAACUGCCUUUAGUUUUCUAAAAAAAAUAUGCAUUGUUUAGUUUUCUUUAAAAAAACAUGCAUUAAAUAUGAAUAAAGAAAAGCAAGAGUAGUAAGAGCUUGUUUAACAGAAAAAUAGAAGCAAAAUAUGAAUAUUGUAUUUUGUGUCUGUCAACUACUUUGUUGAUUACAUGAGGCAUUAAAACAAUAAACAAAA
Molecule: messenger RNA, 6046 nt
Organism: Clarias gariepinus (North African catfish)
Lineage: Eukaryota; Metazoa; Chordata; Actinopteri; Siluriformes; Clariidae
Gene: synpo2lb
Product: synaptopodin 2-like b
Exons: 4
Coding region: 204-3800 (1198 amino acids)
Biological process (GO): positive regulation of actin filament bundle assembly
Cellular component (GO): Z disc; nucleus; actin cytoskeleton
Molecular function (GO): actin binding
Source: RefSeq, a predicted model, not a curated record